AUGAUGCUUUUGAAACUAACUGAUUCUUUAUUUAUUUUUCCCAAGAGAUGGCCAACAAGAGUGUAGAUGAUAAAUCCAAUACUUUUCGGUGCUCUUUAACAAAUUUAUUAAUAUUUUAAGAAUAUGUUAUCUGUGGCUUUAAAUAAAACAAAUAUUGAUCAGAUCUUAAUUGAUAAUACACUUGCCACCAACAAUAAAUGUUAGGUGAAAGAUAUUUCCUAGUACUCUAGUAAUUACAGAUUAUUAUGAAUAUUUAGAAGUAGAUAUUUCACCCAGAUAUAAUUCAAUUUCCAAAUACUUAUGAAUGUUUUCUUCAUCCUUUAAAUUCUAAAUUUGAUGAUAUUUAGAUGUUAUUAAAUCCUCUUCUUUUAGAGAUAUCUUUUGUAAUCAAUUAGAAAUAUUUUCUUAUGCUUAUUUAUAUUCUUUUAGCAGAUUUUGGAUAUACUCAAACUCCAGAAACUAAGACUUAAUAAAUUAGCUAUUCCAUAUAUGAUUAUAUUUUGUAUUCACUUUAAAAUGAUUAAUGCAAAUGUUGGGGAGUAGAUAUAGACAAAAGAAAAUAAAUGUUAAGAUUGAUACUAUUCAUCAGCGUGCUUUUGGAUUACUUGAUUGUAUUCCUUAUAAUUUUAAAUGUUUAACUUGUUAAUUCACAAGUACAUAAUAUAUUAGCUGUCCAGUAGAAUUCAAAUAGAAAAUUAGACUUGGUUGCUUAGACUUGUCAAUGCGAUUAAGGUUAUUUAGAAUUAGGAGCUAAAGUUUGUAGUAUAUGUCAUUAUUCUUGCUGAAAAUGUGAUACUUUAAAUUUAAAAUGUAUGGAAUGGAACAUCAUUCAUCAAAGGACUUUAAAAAGUACAAAUUUUUGAUGCCUUUGUGAUGAGUGAUAUUACGAUGAUGGAAGUGGAGGAGAAUGUGUAAAAUGUGAUCAUAGUUGUAGUAUGA
Paramecium sonneborni is the source of this 939-nucleotide messenger RNA. Lineage: Eukaryota; Ciliophora; Oligohymenophorea; Peniculida; Parameciidae. The record is from the annotation of a GenBank genome assembly.